Cyclopterus lumpus (lumpfish) is the source of this 1407-nucleotide messenger RNA. It is a transcript of the gene drd2a, whose product is annotated as dopamine receptor D2a. The record is from RefSeq and is a predicted model, not a curated record. Gene Ontology annotation, biological process: adenylate cyclase-inhibiting dopamine receptor signaling pathway; adenylate cyclase-activating adrenergic receptor signaling pathway. The coding region runs from base 1 to 1407 and encodes 468 amino acids. Gene Ontology annotation, cellular component: glutamatergic synapse; presynaptic membrane. Gene Ontology annotation, molecular function: G protein-coupled receptor activity; dopamine neurotransmitter receptor activity, coupled via Gi/Go. The transcript has 7 exons. NCBI's taxonomy places the organism in Eukaryota, Metazoa, Chordata, Actinopteri, Perciformes, Cyclopteridae.
AUGGAUGUCUUUACCCAGUAUGCCUACAAUGACAGUUUCAAUGACAAUGGAACAUGGGGCUUCAACAAAACGGAUCAAGAGCAGAAGCACCCUUACAACUACUAUGCCAUGCUGCUUACUCUGCUCAUCUUCGUCAUCGUCUUCGGCAACGUGCUGGUGUGCAUUGCUGUGUCCAGAGAGAAGGCACUGCAGACCACCACCAACUACCUGAUUGUCAGCCUGGCUGUGGCUGACCUCCUGGUGGCCACACUGGUUAUGCCCUGGGUUGUCUACUUAGAGGUAGUGGGAGAGUGGCGCUUUAGCAAGAUCCACUGUGACAUCUUUGUCACUCUGGAUGUGAUGAUGUGUACAGCCAGCAUCCUCAAUCUUUGUGCAAUCAGCAUUGAUCGUUACACCGCAGUUGCAAUGCCAAUGCUGUACAAUACCCGCUACAGUUCCAGGAGACGGGUAACAGUCAUGAUCUCUGUGGUGUGGGUACUAUCUUUCGCCAUAUCAUGCCCCCUAUUGUUUGGCCUAAAUAACACAGCUACUCGUGAUGAGUCUCUCUGUGUGAUCGCCAAUCCGGCCUUCGUAGUAUACUCUUCCAUAGUGUCCUUCUAUGUUCCCUUCAUCAUCACUCUCCUGGUUUAUGUGCAAAUUUAUGUGGUACUGAGGAAGCGCAGGAAACGUGUCAACACCAAACCGAAGCAGCGCAUCUGUCAGGCUGCCCCGCCUGAUGUGGCCGCUUCGCUGAAGGAUAAGUGCACUCAUCCAGAGGAUGUGAGGUUAUGCACCAUGAUUGUUAAAUCUAAUGGGAGUUUUCCUGUCAACAAGAAGAAAGUGAUAUUCAUUAAAGAUGUAGUUAAUGAGGGAGAAGAUCUGGAGCUGGAUGAGCUGAACAACAGUGGAAGCAGCCAGAAACAGAAGCAGCAGCCACAAUGUGCUCUUGGAGACACUCCGGCCACCAGCCAUCAGCAACUGAUGCCCAACAAGACCAACGCUAGCCCCACUUCCACACCUCCCACUCCCCACGAGGAAGGCCAGAAAGCAGAAAAGAAUGGAGAUCCUACCAAGGAGGCCCUCGUGGUUCCAGCACCCGUUGUUGCCAAAGCCUUCCAGACGCAGGCGUUACCUAAUGGCAAGACUCAGACCUCUGUAAAAACCAUGAGCAAGAGAAAGAUCUCCCAGCAGAAGGAGAAGAAGGCCACUCAGAUGUUAGCCAUUGUCCUUGGAGUAUUCAUCAUAUGCUGGCUGCCGUUUUUCAUUACACAUAUCUUGAAUACCCACUGCACAAAUUGCAAGGUUCCCGCUGAGAUGUAUAAUGCUUUCACUUGGCUGGGCUACGUGAAUAGUGCCAUAAAUCCCAUCAUAUACACCACCUUUAAUGUCGAGUUCAGGAAGGCAUUCAUUAAGAUCUUGCACUGCUAA